This is a messenger RNA of Juglans regia (Persian walnut), 1221 nucleotides long. Its product is annotated as probable aldo-keto reductase 1. NCBI's taxonomy places the organism in Eukaryota, Viridiplantae, Streptophyta, Magnoliopsida, Fagales, Juglandaceae. The record is from RefSeq and is a predicted model, not a curated record. Gene Ontology annotation, cellular component: cytoplasm. Bases 1 to 1221 code for a protein of 406 amino acids. The transcript is spliced from 8 exons.
AUGGAAAGAACUCGAAUAAGGGUGGGUUUUGAUGGUUGUUUUGUUGUACCGAGUGAAGGGAGGAGUGGAGGUUUGGUUCUCAUGUGGAAGAAUGAGAUUAGCUUGAGUAUCAAGAGCUACUCAUUCUUUCAUAUUGAUGCAAAGCUAGAGGACCCGAGUAAAGGAAUUCAGUGGAAGUUUACAGGAUUAUAUGGACAUCCAAAAACUGAAAGAAGAGGAGACUCUUGGGAUUUAAUUCGACGUUCAAGGGAACCUCAAGAUAUCCCAUGGUUGGUCUGUGGCGAUUUCAAUGAGGUGCAGAGCAACUAUGAAAAGUUGGGUGGAAGACUAAGGCAAGAAAGGUUGAUGCAUGCCUUUAGAGAUGCUCUUGAUGACUGUCAUCUGCUAGACUUGGGGCUUCAAGUUGUUGGAGGCAAUAAUUUAAUGGCCAUGUCUCAAAAGGUCAAGGUUUGUAGCAGAGGUCUAGAAGUCUCAAAGUUGGAAUUUGGAUGUAUGGGCCUGACUGGAGCCUACAAUUCUAAUCUCUGUGAUGAGGAUGGAAUCUCAAUAAUAAAGUAUGCUUUCAGUAAGGGAAUCACUUUCUAUGAUACAGCUGACGCUUAUGGGCGGCCUCAUACUAAUGAGAUUCUGACUGGGAAGGCCUUGAAACAACUGCCAAGAGAGAAAAUCCAAAUAGCCACCAAAUUUGGCAUCGAAAAAGCAGUCAUUUCUCAUAUGAUAGUGAAUGGAAGUCCAGAUUAUGUUCGCUCAUGCUGUGAGGCGAGCUUGAAGCGCCUUGAUGUGGCCUAUAUUGAUCUGUAUUAUCAGCAUCGCGUAGACAUAAAUGUACUUAUUGAAGAAACUGUUAGUGUUUCAGCUAGAUAUAUUGGUCUAUCUGAAGCCAGCCCUGACAAAAUAAGGAGGGCAUAUGCUAUACAUCCAAUCACAGCUCUACAAAUGGAGUGGUCUCGCUGGACACGUGAUAUUGAGGAAGAGAUAAUCCCACUUUGUAGGGAACUUGGAAUUGGAAUAGUUCCAUACAGUCCUCUUGGUCGUGGCUUUUUUGCUGGCAAAGGAGUUGUGGAAAGUUUGGCCACAGAUAGCAGCUUGGUGAAACUUAUAGGAGAAGCUCUCAAAGAGAUAUCUAAUGUUGUACCCAUCGAAGUGGUAGCCGGUAGUAGAAGCUAUACAAACUUGGAUCAUUUAGAAUGGAAGUUUGCCAACACUCCCCCAAAGAAAUGA